UCAGAGGGGGACACAGUUUGGAUUUUCUCCUUUCCUGAGACAUAGGAGUAACAGACUUGUUUUACAGUUGUGAUUAUUGCUGUCAUAUAGCUGGCACUGCUUGGGAGGAAAAGUGGACUUUUGCCUUGCGCAUGGUGAUUUAUUUGGACUGAGAUCAGAAUGGAGCAGAAUGGCACAGCUGUGAAACACGGUUUGGAGGGUGAUGCAGACCUACAGUUCCUGCUUGUCGGUGGGGAACUGGUCAAGGUUCGCUCAAGCUCCUGGCAGAGAAACCGCUUCUACAAACUGCAAGAAGACUGCAAGACCUUGUGGCAGGAAUCCCACAAAGCAUUCAAGAGAAAUCAGACUUUCUCCAUUGAUGACAUUGACUCAGUGCGCAAAGGCCGUCAGUCUGAGGGGUUUCAGAAACACACUGACCCCAGUGAUGAAGAGCGGUGCUUCUCCAUCAUCUUUAAGAACCCUGGGAAGAAUCUCGACCUGAUGGCAGCCAAUAGGGACGAAGCGAAACAAUGGGUCGGCGGCCUGGAGAAGAUUAUCAACAACAUGCAAAACCUCAACAGACAGCAGAAGAACGAGCACUGGCUCUUCAACUGCAUGCGGAAAGCAGACAAGAACGAGGACAACCGCAUGAACCUGAAGGAGCUGAAGCACUUCCUGCGACAGAUCAACAUUGAGGUGGACGACACCUACGCAGAUGAAAUUUUCAAGAAAUGUGACACGUCCAAAUCAGGCACUUUGGAAGGCUCGGAGAUCAAGCUUUUCUAUGACAUGCUGACCCAACGGCAGGAGAUAGAUGUGAUCUAUGGGAAGUACGCUCAAACAGAGGGUCUAAUGAGCGACAAGGACUUGCAGAGCUUCCUCCUGACCGAGCAGAGAGAGCCGGUGUCCGUGGAGUAUGCUCGCAAACUGAUCGAAAAAUUCGAGCCUGAUGCAACAGCAAAGCAAAAGAAGCACAUGACCAAAGACGGCUUCCUGAUGUACCUCCACCAGGAGGAGGGCUCCAUCUUCAACCCAGCCCACAAGCAGGUGUACCAGGACAUGAGCCAGCCUCUCAACCAAUACUACAUCUCAUCCUCUCACAACACAUACCUGAUGGAAGACCAGCUCAGAGGACCCAGCAGCACGGAAGCCUACAUACGAGCGCUGAUGAAGAGUUGUCGUUGUGUGGAACUUGACUGUUGGGAUGGGGCAAACGGAGAGCCUGUUAUUUACCAUGGCUACACGCUCACAUCCAAAGUGCUCUUCAGAGACGUCAUCAAAGCCAUUAAAGACUACGCCUUCAAAACAUCUGACUACCCAGUGAUCCUGUCCCUGGAGAAUCACUGCAGCGUGGACCAACAGAAGCUCAUGGCCCAUCACUUGAUCUCCAUCCUGGGUGAUGCUUUGGUCACAAAGCCUCUUGAGGGCACCAUGCCCACCAACCUCCCCUCACCUGAGGAGCUAAAGGGCAAGUUCCUUAUCAAGGGAAAACGCUCGAACAAACUGGAUGCUGCCUUCAACAAUAACAGCACCAUGGAGGAAGACACUGUGUCUGAGGAGGAUGAGGCUGCAGAUUGUAAAGAGAAUGGACAAAAAGCCAAACCCACAAAGAAUUCGAAGAUCAAGCUUGCCAAAGAGCUGUCAGACAUUGUUAUCUACUGCAAGAGUGUCCACUUUAAUGGUUUUGAACAUGCCAAAGACAAACAGACCUUCUACGAGAUGUCUUCCUUCAAGGAGACUAAAGCAUUCAACCUGGCUGAAACCUCAGCCACUGCCUUCAUCCAUCACAACAUGGACAAGCUCAGUAGGAUCUACCCCGCCGGCACCAGAACUGACUCCUCGAACUACAACCCCGUGCCCAUGUGGAACGUUGGUUGCCAGAUAGUGGCGCUCAACUUCCAGACUCCCUCCAAGGAGAUGCAUCUAAACCAGGGACGGUUUCUACCAAAUGGAGUAUGUGGCUACAUCCUGAAACCUGAAUUCCAGAGAAGCCUGUCCUCUCAGUUUGAUCCCAACAAACUUACCAGAGGGCCGUGGCUAAAUAAGAAGAUCUUUCAUGUCAUGGUGAUCUCAGCUCAACAGUUACCGAAACUCAACAAGGACAAACUGAAAUCCAUUGUGGACCCUCUGGUGAGAGUGGAGAUCCACGGCGUGUCAGCAGACAUCGCCAGCAUGGAGACACACUACAUUGAAGACAAUGGGUUCAACCCCAUGUGGAAUCAGAACUUCCAGUUUGAAAUCCAUGUCCCAGAGCUGGCCAUGGUGCAAUUUGUGGUGGAGGACUACGACACAACAUCGGGGAAUGAUCACAUCGGGCAUUACUGUCUACCGCUCACCAGUGUACAGAACGGGUAUCGACAUGUUCCGCUGCUCACCAAGAGAGGUGAUGUCAUCUGCUCUGCUGGCCUCUUUGUGCAUCUCAUGCUCCUGGACGCCUAGUAGGCUGGCUGUGUAUAGAAACCCUUCAUGCCAGCAGCAGCAUUUUUUUUUAAAACUGUAAAGGAAUUUGUCCAGUUUUAAAGCUCAGUAAUAUAACUCUGAUCAAAUAUUUCAGACGCCUCUUCGCGGAGAAAAGCGUUUGGUCAUCUGCCAAGCUAUAUCUGCUGACUCACAGUUGUCUGUAACACGUUUCUGUUGUUUCAGCUUUUUAAGAAAUGAGCCUUUGCUCAGCCAGGUUGGUAAGAGCUCUUGUAGAGUAACAAAGCCAGAAUGAAUGAAAAUGUGAAUGAAUAGGAGGUGAAUGAGCAGACUAGGAAAAUAUUUAAAGACAGGCAUUAUACCGUAUUUGUUGUAUUUGGGAGAAUAAUUGGAAGAGUAAAGUGUAAGUCUCAGCUUAAGAUAUAUUGGCUGUUAUUUCUAAAAAGUAUUUGCAUUUUAUAGGUUUCCUGAGGCUUUAAGAUAUUUUCCAUCAGGAUCAUACAGUUCGUGCUCAUGGAAACAUUGUUUUUGUCAAGCAACACAACAAGCACUCCUUUUUAAUUUUAUAUCCUUUUUCUUGUGACUAGAACAAAUCUUGAUUGUUGAUUGUUUUGAAAAUUGUCUCAUACCAUAAUUAUGUUUAUCACUGGAGUCUGUAGCAACUAUAUGUUUUGCCCAUUGAGAGAGAGCCACAUGUAUAGUAUGUAUGUGUCUGUGUGUAUGUGUUCAUUCAUUAUAAAUGCAGUGUCCUGCAGAUAAUGUUUGUCAAUGUGAUUUUCAUUUUUUUUCAGACUUAAAAUAUUUUAUAACUUCCUUUUUUUUGACUAUUGAUAUGAGGAACAUAUCAAGCAAUACACUGUACAUGACUUUGCUCUAAACAUAUUUAACUCAAUUAACUUUGUCAAACAUUUAAUGUCAAACAAACUCUAAUAGUUUAAAUCACACUCAAUUAUUUUCAUCAUCCAAUUAACUACAACAGUUUUUCUGUGACAAACUCAUGACUGUCAGUGCUUUCAGUAUGUCAUGUCACUUCUCUGCAUUUGCAGUAUUUCUCAAAUAAAACCAGGAGAGUUCCUGA
Messenger RNA from Thunnus maccoyii (southern bluefin tuna), 3475 nucleotides. RefSeq names its product phospholipase C, delta 1a (gene plcd1a). Gene Ontology annotation, molecular function: phosphatidylinositol-4,5-bisphosphate phospholipase C activity; calcium ion binding. The record is from RefSeq and is a predicted model, not a curated record. Lineage: Eukaryota; Metazoa; Chordata; Actinopteri; Scombriformes; Scombridae. Gene Ontology annotation, biological process: lipid metabolic process; phosphatidylinositol-mediated signaling. The transcript is spliced from 15 exons. Bases 160 to 2418 code for a protein of 752 amino acids.